This is a messenger RNA of Photinus pyralis (common eastern firefly), 1318 nucleotides long. Its product is annotated as tRNA N(3)-methylcytidine methyltransferase METTL6. The transcript is spliced from 3 exons. The record is from RefSeq and is a predicted model, not a curated record. Bases 32 to 841 code for a protein of 269 amino acids. Lineage: Eukaryota; Metazoa; Arthropoda; Insecta; Coleoptera; Lampyridae.
GGCAACAGCGUAAUCAGUUCAAAAGUAAGAAAUGGAAGAGCAAGAAACAAAUUCACCCAUAGUUUUAACAACAGAUGAAAUAAACUGCUUAGAAUUGCAAAACAAACGAUUAGUAACAGACUAUAAAGCACAAAUGUUGGAGGUUAACGCACGUAAAUAUUGGGAUUUGUUUUAUAAACGCAAUGAAACACGUUUUUUUAAGGACCGACACUGGACCACACGAGAGUUUACCGAUCUCCUAAAUCUUGAUUGUAAUUUAAACUCUCGGCGAAAAGUGGUUCUAGAAAUCGGCUGUGGUGUGGGAAAUUUCAUUUUUCCUUUACUAGAAGAGAAGAUUAAUUUGUUUUUAUUUGCGUGCGAUUUUUCUCCUAGAGCAAUAGAGUUUGUUAAGUCUAAUCCAUUGUAUAAUGAAGACAAUGUCAGAGCGUUUGUGGCUGAUGUUACCACAGAUGACAUCUUUACAACUCUCGAACAAUCCACUGUAGAUAUAGUGACAUUAGUAUUUGUGCUCUCUGCCAUUCACCCUGAGAAAUUUUUAAAAGUGUUACAAAAUAUUUUUUUGCUACUAAAGCCUGGGGGUAUAAUUCUGUUUCGUGACUAUGGUUUAUAUGAUAUGGCCCAGUUACGGUUUAAAGCAGGGAACAAAAUAAGUGAAAACUUUUACAUGCGGCAGGAUGGGACCAGGAGUUACUACUUCUCUUUAGAGUUUACAAGUGAAUUACUUUCAAAGGCAGGAUUUGAAGUAGUCAAUAUUUCCUAUAUUCACCGCCGAACUAUAAACAAGAAGGACAACAUUGAUGUUCCCAGAAUAUUUCUCCAAGCAAAGUUCAAAAAACCUUAGAAUUUCUAAUUUAUUAAUUUAGUUUAUGAUUUUCUGCCUGGUUAUUUAUAAUCCUGUUAAAAUAAGGACUGAGAUAUCUCACCUGUAUAUGUAUUGCCAUAGGUAUAAGAGCUGUCAAAUUGAUUAUUGUAGUUUUGAUUUUGUGCUGUGAUUGAGCACUGUUUAAAUUUUAGUGUGUAUAACAAAAGGAUGUUGUGAUUUAAUUGGUUAACAAAUUUGUAGGAUGUGUUGAAUGGUAAGUGCUCGUUAUAUUAUUCUGUAUUUGUGAAAUGCAAAUGCAUCAACAUUUAUUGGAAGGAGUUAUAGUUACAGGCUGGACUGACGCAUAUGAUGACUUUGUUUAAUGUAAUCAAUAAAAGAUUACGCAAUUAUUGGAUUCAAAUCUGUUACAUGCAAUUACAGAGGUUUCGUGAAAGUUGUCUAUAUACACUUGAUUGUACCUAAUAAAUAUAAGUAAAUAAAACAAGUGAAAAGUUA